CCGGGGAAGAGCAGUCUGGCUGUCAAUAACUGCAUCCAGCAGCUGUCCAGCAGCAAGGCAGAGGGCCGCGAUGAACACUGGGCGCCUGGGGAGAGGGCCAGGACAUGAUGAUGGUUCUGAAGAAGGAUACCCUCAGCCUGAUGGACCCAGUGGACCGCAGCCUUCUCCACUGCCAGCCUAUCAUUGACAUCCGCGUGUGGGGCGUGGGCUGCAACAACGGCAGAGACAGAGAUUUUGCCUUCGUGGCCAGCGACAAAGACACCUCUAUGCUGAAGUGCCAUGUGUUUCGCUGUAACGCCCCAGCAAAAACCAUCGCCACGGCUUUGCACAAAAUGUGCUCAAAGAUCAUGGCAGAGAAGACCACUAGAAGCCCAUCUAUGGCCCGCUCCCUCACCAUGGCGACCAUCUCCCCUGAGGACCUGCCACGCCAAGUGGACUUCCUGGAUGCAAUGAGGCAGAGGGUGCAGAAGUUUGAGGUGCAGUACAUCGGAAACCUGCCCGUCUCCAGGGCAAUGGGUAUGGAGGUGCUGAACCGGGCCAUAGAGAGCAUCAUGAACACCUCAGACAGUGACGAUUGGGAGCCCAUCGUCAUCCACAUCUCUGACACUGUCCUGUCACUCUGGAAAGGAGAGGAUGGAGAUGAUCCAUUUUGGGAAUGUCAAGUGCGUUUGCUGACGUUAUCUGGGCACAUGGUGGGGAUCGAUGAUACACACACUUGCAGUGCGAUAGUAGGACCUGGCGGUGACGUCAGCGUUUGA
This is a messenger RNA of Salvelinus sp. IW2-2015, 758 nucleotides long. The record is from RefSeq and is a predicted model, not a curated record. NCBI's taxonomy places the organism in Eukaryota, Metazoa, Chordata, Actinopteri, Salmoniformes, Salmonidae.